Messenger RNA from Phyllostomus hastatus (greater spear-nosed bat), 1012 nucleotides. RefSeq names its product fibronectin type III domain containing 11 (gene FNDC11). The transcript has 2 exons. Gene Ontology annotation, molecular function: protein binding. The record is from RefSeq and is a predicted model, not a curated record. Bases 38 to 1012 code for a protein of 324 amino acids. Lineage: Eukaryota; Metazoa; Chordata; Mammalia; Chiroptera; Phyllostomidae.
GGCGGCAGGGCGAGAGGACGCGCGCAGUGGCUAGACGAUGGCCUUCCAGGUGGCGGGCCCGGACAAGGCGCCGCCGAGCUGCCUGCAGCCCUUCCUGGACCCGGAGGAGGCGGAGGAGGCCGAGGACGGGCAGCUGCUGGAGCCGGAGGCCUGGAGGACCUACACGGCGCGCCGCAACGCCCUGCGGGAGUUCCUGACCUGCGACCUGAGCGCCCAGCUGCUGAAGCGCCACCACGCCCGCAUGGAGCUGCUGCGCAAGUGCUCCUACCACGUGGAGAUCCUGCCCAAGCACCUGGCCCUGGGCGACCAGAACCCGCUGGUGCUGCCCAGCACCGUCUUCCAGCUCAUCGACCCCUGGAAGUUCCAGCGCAUGAAGAAGGUGGGCACCGCGCAGACCAAGAUCCAGCUGCUGCUGCUCGGGGACCUGCUGGAGCAGCUGGACCGGGGCCGCGCCGAGCUGGACGCCCUGCUGGAGUCGCCGGACCCGCGGCCCUUCCUGGCGGGCUGGGCGCUGGUGGAGCGCCGGCGGGCGGACCUGUCAGCCGCCAUGGACAGCUUCCUGGCCCUGACGGUGCCGGGGCGGCUGUACAUCAGGCACCGCCUGGUGUCCGACGUCGGCGCCACCAAGGUCCCGCACAUCCGGCUCGUGCUCAGCACCAAGAUGCCCGUCAUGUUCGACCGCAAGGAGUCGGUGGCCCACCGGGACUGGGUGGCGCUGCGCUGGUUCGUCACCGUGCAGCCGGCGGCGCCGGAACCGUUCGAGCUGCGCUUCAAGCUGCUGGACCCGCGGACGCCGCAGGAGCACCUGCAGCGGGGGCUCGUCCCGGUGGCCGCCUGCAGCUUCGAGGUCCACAGCCUGCUGCCCGGCCGCGUCUACAAGUUCACGGUCAAGAGGGCCGAGAGCUACACGCUGGUGUACGAGCCCUGGCAGGACAGCCUCACCCUGCAGACCAGGCCUCGGACGCCCGACGGGCCCGUCCCCGGUCGGCUGGGCAGGCCGGGCCGCCCCUGA